AUUGUAUAUUUUGCCUGUAUUCUUUCUCAGUCUUAAUGUGCAGUUUCCUUGUUAAUACAGAUUUGAUUCAUACACAGGUUUUUUUCCUCACAGGAAUUUACCUCACGAUAAAGUGAGGUUCCAGGAAGUAGAAAAGGCUCAACUUCUCCCCUGCCAUUUAUAGGAAUCUUCCUUUUUAAGGUCUGGAAAUGUAUCUUUCAUACGCAACAGCAUAUGUGGUGUAGGAUUUCACUUUCUCUUUUGUAGUGUGUAUUUUAGGACUUCAGUGCAAAUCAGGCCCCUUUACUGUAAAUCACGGUACAAGUCUCCAAAUGUAUUAUGUUUUCGGACUAUCUAUUAUUUUAUUUAUUUUCAGAACAAUCUGUGGGUUUUUUUAUAAGCUAAUUUUAAUCUGAUGGGAAGGUGUUUUGGCACUUAUUCCAAACCACUACUUUGUGUGAAUUCAGAAAUAUACAUUAGUUGGAAUGCUGGGGAUAUAAACUAUAAUCUAGAUGAUGUCGCCACAGUGCCUAGAUGAAUGCCUGUCUUUUUGUUGUAUUACGUCCCUCCUUCGCCUCUGACAUGAAUAGUUAACAGGGAGGUGGAGGAGGGACAGAAACCUGAGAAUAACUGCACCCCUCCCUCCCUCUCCUACGCCGGCCAAUGGCAGGCUACUUACAGCUUAGAGUUGAGGGCUGUGAAACUAUAUAACAGAGGUGCUCUGAUUAUUCAGUCAGGAUACGUAGCUCCCAGAUAAAAAAAAAAACUAUCAACUGCAAACCUCUACAACGGGAUAUUAUACACUAUUCCAAAAAAUCAUCUUGAGAGUUUAGGACAACGGCAGCAAUGAAGACAACACUGGCAACUCUAACCCUGUGCCUGGUGGUGCUCAUGGCCAUAGCUUUCCCUUUGGAGAAGAAAGGGGGCUCAUCUUCCAGCAGUGGUGCCAAGGAGAAGCGUGUACAGUACGCAGCUUGGGAUGACGUGAACGUCAUCGCUCAUGGCCUCCUGCAGCUGGGCCAGGGCCUGAAGGAGCAUGUGGACAAAACCAAGGUCCAGAUGAGGGACAUUUCCACCAAGCUGAAGGUCUUUAACCGCACAGUGACGGAGCUGGGAAAGGAGAGCCAGAAGCUGCGAGUGGAGGGGGAGGCCCUAAAGGCUCGAGCCCACGGGCUGGAGGACAGAGAGGGACAGCUGCUCAAUGUCACGGCGGAGCUGAGGGAGAAGGCAGAGGAGAUGCAGCAUGAGAGGAGGACCAUGAGCGAGAGGAUGAGCCGGCUGGAGGAGAGGCUGGACAUCAUGCUUCAGGGAGACUCUGCGCUGCUUGACACAAAACCUGGUGCCAAGAACAACAGUGAUGCUCAUAUUAUACAGCCGAUGCUGGAGGCUCAGAACAAACGCAUUGACGAUCUGAUGGAGCGGAUCAGACUACAGCAGGAGAAGCUUGACAAGCAGAACGUGCGCAUCAGGACCCUUCACAGCCAGGUUCAACAGUCACGACAGAGAGCGUCCUCGCGCAGCAGCAACAGUGACGCGCAAAGUGGCGUCGCCGAGCAACGCGACUCACCAGCCGAGAUGGCAUCAGAUUGUCACGAGCUGUUCCUGAGAGGAGAGAGCACGAGUGGGGUCUACACCAUCCAGCCAAUAAAUGCUGAGGCCUUUAAGGUGUUCUGUGAGAUGACAGCUGAUGGCGGAUGGACGGUGAUCCAAAAUCGUCUUGACGGCUCAGUGGACUUUGACCAGCUAUGGCAGGCCUACAAAACCGGCUUUGGCAGCUUGAAUGGAGAGUUCUGGCUGGGGUUAGAAAAGAUCCACUCUAUCGCCAAAGGUGGGGGCUACAUCCUCGACAUCCUACUCGCCGACUGGAGUGGAGACAUCGCAUCUGUCCGCCUCCCCUUUCAUCUGGGUGGAGAGGACACCAAGUACUCGCUGAAGAUCCAGAAGGCAGACGCCUUCAGCCCCCUGGAGAGCUCCCUGGCUACUGACGCCACGGCCGGCCUGACCUUUUCCACCGGGGACCAAGACAACGACCAGAAAAACGACACCAACUGCGCCAAGCACCUCUCCGGUGGCUGGUGGUUCAGUAACUGCGGUCGCUCCAACCUGAACGGGAGAUACUUCCAGAGCCCUCCUCCAAAGCAGCGGGACCAGAGGAAGCAGAGCAUCUUCUGGAAGACCUGGAGGGGCCGCUACUACCCGCUGAAGUCCAGCAGGAUGAUGAUCGCCCCGGCUGUGAUCGAAAACAAGUCAUAAAGAAUAGACAGAAAUAAAGAAGUGGAGACGAAGACGAGUUGGAGAAAGAUGUACAUUUUGGACUAUUCUUCUUUCUUUCUUUGUGCUUGGUUGAUGAGUGAGAGGUUUCCAUUUGCCUGGUUAUCUCACUGUGAGGUAGAGCUCCCACCAGAAAAAAAAUACCUCGCAUUUAAUGACACAAGCAGAUUCCUCCCCUGCAUCUGGAGCCACAGAUGGCGGAAAAAAAGGCCGAAUAAAAACUUGGUGGAAAGUUUUUCAUCUGUUGAACCAUCUGUUGGCACGAAGCAGGGGCCCCUUGUCAGGAGGGAAUCGCAGGGCGAGUCCCGACCCAUCCGCUGUGCUCUGAGGCCACAAAACAUUUCCAACAAGUAAAGACGCGUCACCAGACAACUGUGUCAACUGUGCAUGUGGGCUGCGGUUCAGCUUGAAUGUGGUUUUGUAGCAAGUAAAAGGCUCAAAAGAGAUAAAGAAUUGAUGGUGAAGUGAAAACGCAGUUGGAUAAAAAAAAACAAAAUGGUGCGGACCAAGUACUGAUUUAAGUCGUUUCCCACGUAGAUGGAUGGGAUUUAUGUUUGAAAGCAUUAUGUAAUGUAAUAAAUCACUGUUCACUAGGAUUGCAAUGCAGACAACUGUUCAGACUGACGUUGGUGGGGCGAUGAAAACCGCUCCAGCCUUUUGUAUAAAAUAUUUUCUGUCUGCAAUUUUGAAUCAAAUGAUGCAUAUUCUUCACUGACUUAAAUCUCUUGUGUGGAGAUUUUGCUGAUGUUAAGUCAUAUUGACUUUUUUUCAAUACGUGUGACAUUAUCUGUUGUUUGUGUGACUUGAAGGUUUGUUACUGUUAAAUGUAUUUAAUGUUAAAGAAUCAAUAUAUAAAUAUAUAUUUCUGGUGGUACUUGUUUGUAAUUUAUAAUGUAUUUGUCGUGUUUGCCUGAUGUGAAAGGUUUUUUUAAGAGAGUUUAACCAUUGUUGGUGCCAUGGUGAGCCAAUAAAACUGAUUUAAACUAG
Molecule: messenger RNA, 3237 nt
Organism: Pungitius pungitius (ninespine stickleback)
Lineage: Eukaryota; Metazoa; Chordata; Actinopteri; Perciformes; Gasterosteidae
Gene: angptl4
Product: angiopoietin-like 4
Exons: 7
Coding region: 826-2232 (468 amino acids)
Biological process (GO): triglyceride homeostasis
Molecular function (GO): enzyme inhibitor activity
Source: RefSeq, a predicted model, not a curated record